AAAGCUCUAGUCUUGCUCAACCAGUCUUACAAUAAAGCCAUGCGGUGCCUAGCUCUGAUCGCCCUCUGCCUGCUUGCUCUUUUGGUCCUGGCUGCGGGCCAGGAGUCCAAGGGCUUCUGCCCGUGUCCCCGCAACUAUGAUCCUGUCUGCGGAUCGGACUCCGUGACCUACAGCAACCAGUGCGAUUUGAACUGCGCAGCGAAAAACCAAGGACGGGCAAUAACCGUGGUCAAGGCGGGGAAGUGCUAGCAACCGGAAUAUGGAAAUUCAACUGCUUGUAAUUGCUAAAUGGAUGAUGAAAAGUGGAAAACAAAUAUGUGUUAAAUGUUAAAAUAAAUUGUAAAUAUCUA
This is a messenger RNA of Drosophila biarmipes, 350 nucleotides long. RefSeq names its product serine protease inhibitor Kazal-type 1. Gene Ontology annotation, biological process: cell differentiation; multicellular organism development. The coding region runs from base 40 to 249 and encodes 69 amino acids. The transcript has a single exon. Gene Ontology annotation, molecular function: protein binding. The record is from RefSeq and is a predicted model, not a curated record. Lineage: Eukaryota; Metazoa; Arthropoda; Insecta; Diptera; Drosophilidae.